UAGUAUGCUCUAUUUUUAAAGAUAUGCAAUUUAAUAACCAACAAACCUCUUCUUCUGGUGGUCUUUGAUUUUAAUGAAAUCACUGUGCUGCAUGACACAUAAGAGUACACACAGAGUACACAUUCAUAAGCCAUUCUUGCAUUGUCUCAGCUGUGUGCUUAGGAUCACUGGGUCGCAUUCACUAAGCCUAAUUCACUAAAUUUCUGCAUGAAACCAGCGUACGAACGUUUUCACAAACAAAUCAUGAUUCACUAAAACUUUUGAAACAAUAUAGGAACAACUGAAAGCACAAGUACACAAAAAUCACACCGUGUCUGGACUUAAUAAUCUAUAUAUAGGCUGUAUCUGGGAAUGUGGGGUGAUUUGAGCCUGCGGGGAAGUUGAGCCACCCCUUGUUUCUAGACAACCUUAAACAAAAUUGGUGAUAUGACCACAAAUAUAUGAAGAGUUAUACGUUUCACUCGCCCGGUGAUAGAGAGAGGCCCGUGGAAUACUUGCUAACUACAUUUAGGUUCAAAAAAGCAAUUUUUUGCUGUUCAAAGUUAUUUUUGUAUGUUCAAGAGUGUUGUUUUUGGCAGCCUGUUUUAAUUCAGUCAACUAAAAGUCUGAGCAUUUUAGUCUUAUUUUAGUCAGAAUUAUCCAUGACUAUUUUAGUCGACGAAAACUGAUGACAUUUAGUCUAGUUUUAGUCAAUGAAAAUUGUAUUUUAGUCUCUUUUUAGUAAUGCAAUUCUAUUUAACCCAGUCAAUAUAGUAUAAAUACCUAGUAGUAUAGACGACACCAAAAUUUUCUUUUAGCCAAACCCAUUUCAAACAAGGUUAUCUUAUUAUAUUAUUGUUACCUUAUAGACUCAAGAAUACAUCCAUUCUUGAUUCAUUUUGUGGCUGCAUUUCUCCCCAUCUUUUUCCACAACACAUUCCAUUUUCUUUUCCACUUCUAUGUAAUGAAUUAAAGUCACAGUGCAUUGUUCUUGAUCAAAAUUGACCCGAUUAACAUUAAAAAUAACAAAUUUCACCAUAAAAUCAUGUAAGUGAUGCGUUUCGUGUUUCACAAUCACCAUAUGAAAAAAUAAAAUGCACGAAAACACAUCACUUCCACGAGUUUUUGCCCAAACUUCAAAGGUAUGUUAAAUUAAUAAAACUAGAGUCAUUUGUUAGCUUUAAUAUUACUUUUUCAAUUCAAUUAUUCAAUCCAAUUACACUUUAUUGUUGGAAUUCUUUCCAAAAUUUGUCUUGGAUCUCACAGCAUGUCUCACAUCAAUUCACAUUCAACAUCUCACAUCUAUUCCUCAUACAAAAUGUGAGAAGGUUCAGACAUAGGCACAUUUUUCAUGACAGGAUCGGGAAUUUUUCUUGAAAACUUGUUUAUCGUGUAAACUACAUAAUAUUAUUUACAUAUGUGUAUGGUACAGAGGGGAAGGGUCGCAUCACAGAGUAUGCUGGCCAUAUCAUACAUCAAAGCACAUGGCACAGUGUUCGGAGGAAAACGCUGGAAAAUAUCAUAUGACAGAAAUGACGCUUGUCUGUAUUGCAGUACAAGCCGCGGUUCAGUUGCGCAUGCUUCGCUCACGCUUGCGGUGUGAAACGGGCAUCAGACUUAACUUUGUUUGUCAUUAACAUUUCGUUUCGUCUCGUUUUGGUCAACGAAAAUGAAGAGACAUUUUAGCAUAGUUUUUAUUUUGUAAACCACAUUUAGUCUCGUUUUUAUUCGUCAACAAUAUUGCAUUAUACAUUUAACUAAAGUCAUCAUCACAUGACCAGCAUUUACGCUGCGUCUCGUCUCGUUUUCAUCACGUGAUAAAGGUUCGUUGACAACGAUAUUUAGUUAUAAUUUUCGUUGACGAAAGCAACACUAAUGUUCAAUGACUCAUACUUCUUGUGUCUGAACAUUUACAGAAAAAUGCGAUUGGCUGGUGGUUGUGCUAAUUAAAAGCGGCCACAGCAACUGUAAAAACUAUUUAAACUGUUCGGGCACUGUUAGACCCCGGGAGAAGUCGGUUAGUCACCAGAAGAGACGGACGGCAGCGCGUAAGUGUUUUAAUACUUGUUCUUAGUUCUGUUGUUUAAAUUAAUUACUUGCUGCUAGGAAAGAAUACUUCGUUUCCUACCUAUUUCUAUUCUGCUUUUUCGUUGUGGUUUAUAUUUUUGAUUGCACUUACUGGUCAUUAUAAUAACUGCCCCUUUAGCUUAAACUCCUUUCCUGCACUUAAGUGCGAAGUGUUAGUUUCAAUUUGAGCCAUUGCCCUGCGAUUGGCUGGUGGUUGUGUUAAUUAAAAGCGGCCCCAGCUUUUUUUCACUCUAGACUGUGUAUUUGUUUGAGCUACACACUUAAGUAUCUUUUUUUCCUUCCUCACACACUCUGCUUUCCUAUCCUCUUUCCUUCUACCUCUAUCAUGUGUCUCCAAAACAUUCCGGUUCUCUCCCAGCCACGCUCUAACAUCACUCGCAGACGGCAACGUAAUCCUGCUAACCUACGCCCUAUCUCUACAUCUUCCACUACACCUCUGGCUUUCUCUGUGGGUCUCUGGAAUUGUCAGUCAGCCGUCAACAAAGCUGACUUCAUUUCUGCCUUUUCUUUAAAAUCCACUCUCAGCAUCUUGGGCUUGACUGAGACCUGGAUUCGUCCAGAAGACUCAGCAACCCCAGCUGCUCUCUCUACUAAUUUAUCUUUCUCUCACACUUCAUGUCAAGUUGGCUGGGGUGGGGGUACUGGCCUGCUCGUUUCAAACAAUUGGAAAUACUCAACCCGCUCUACCCUAUGCAAUUACAACUCAUUUGAAUGUCAUGCCAUUACUGUAUCAGCUCCGAUAAAACUCCAGAUUGUGGUAAUCUACCGUCCCCCUGGACAAAUUCUAGCAACCUUCCUAGAGGAGCUGGACGGGUUGUUGUCCUCUUUCAUGGAAGAUGGCACUCCACUCUUAGUCUUUGGUGAUUUCAACAUUCACCUAGACAAGCCUUAUGCUACAGACUUCCACUCACUCCUAGCUUCAUUUGAUCUCAAUCGCCUUACCACUACUAGCACGCACAAAUCAGGCAACCAACUUGAUUUAAUUUACACACGCAAUUGUACUGCAGAUAACAUUCUGGUACAACCGCUACAUAUCUCGGACCAUUUCUUCAUUACAUUUACACUACAUUUUACUACCCGUGUGCCACCAACCCCCCUACCGGUUACUUUUAGAUGAAACCUACGCUCCCUUUCUCCUUCCCAUCUUUCCUCUGUAGUAUCCUCCUCUCUUCCCUCACCUACCCAUUUCUCAUCUCUGGAUGUAAACGCAGCUACUGAAACUUUAUGCUCUACCUUAACUUCUUGUCUAGAUGACAUUUGUCCUCUCUCCUCUAGGUCAGCACGGGCUGCCCCUUCUAACCCCUGGUUAUCUGAUGUUCUUCGUGAACAUCGGACUAAACUCAGAGCGGCAGAGAGAAAAUGGCGCAAAUCAAACAACCCGUCAGACCUGAGUAGGUAUCAGUCUCUGCUCUCAUCUUUCUCUGCUGAUGUCCACACUGCCAAAUCCUCACAUUUCCACAACAAGAUCAACAGCGCUCCAGACAUGCGUAAUCUCUUUAGAACAUUUAAUUCUCUCCUCUGUCCCCCUCCACCACCUCCCACCACUUCUAUUACAGCUAAUGACUUUGCAACUUUUUUUACAGACAAAACUAGAUCGAUCAGUAAUCAGUUCUCACCUCCACGCACACAGGACCCCCAACCAACCACAUCCACUGCUAAAACUCCCAUCUUCUCCUUCUGUCCCCUGACGGAGGCUGAAGUAUCCAAACUUCUCCUCUCCAACCAUCCUACAGCAUGUCCUCUUGACCCAAUCCCCUCACACCUUCUGCAAGCAAUCUCUCCAACUGAGACUGCGCUUCUCUCGGUCACUGAAGCCCUACGAAUUGCAAAAGCCCAUUCCAAAUCAUCAGUCCUCAUUCUGCUGGAUCUAUCUGCCACGUUUGACACUGUCAAUCAUCAGAUACUCCUCUCCACCCUCUCAUCACUGGGCAUCGCUGGAAUUCCACUUCGCUGGUUUGAAUCCUAUCUCACUGAUGAUCCAACGGUAGCUGCAAGGAUCUCAGGUUGCCUGGCGGACAUCUCGGCAUGGAUGAAAGAACAUCACCUUCAGCUCAACCUGGCAAAGACUGAGCUUCUUGUCUUUCCCGCCACUCCGACUCUACAGCAUGACAUCACGAUCCAGUUAGGUUCAUCAACAAUUACCCCAUCAACUUCGGUCAGAAAUCUUGGUGUAAUCUUUGAUGACCAGCUGACCUUCAAAGACCACAUUGCAAAGACUGCUCAAUCUUGCAGGUUUGCACUACACAACAUCAGAAAGAUCAGGCCCUUUCUGACAGAGCAUGCUGCACAACUUCUUGUCCAGGCCCUUGUCAUUUCUAGGCUGGACUACUGCAAUGCUCUUCUGGCUGGACUUCCAUCAAACACAGUCAAACCUCUACAAAUGAUUCAGAAUGCGGUGGCACGACUGGUCUUCAAGGAACCCAAAAGAGCCCAUGUCACACCUCUCUUUAUCUCAUUGCAUUGGCUACCAAUCGCAGCUCGCAUCAAGUUCAAGACACUGAUGCUUGCUUAUAGAACAACCACAGGCUCAGCACCCGCCUACAUGCACUCACUAUUAAGAAUCUACAUCCCCUCCAGAAGUCUGAGAUCUGCUAGUGAGCGACGCCUCGUGGUACCAUCACAAAGAGGCUCAAAAUCACUCUCCAGAACAUUCUCGGUCACCAUUCCUGGCUGGUGGAAUGAUCUUCCCACCCAUAUUUGGAGUGCUGGAUCCCUGUCAAUCUUCAAGCAACAGCUGAAAACUCAUCUCAUUUCGACACUACUUGACUUCACCCUACACAUAAAAAAAAAAAACUCUUUCUCCUUAUUUAUUCCUUCCCUUGCUAGCUUGUACUUAUUUAAACAAUGCCUGAGACUUGGUGUUACAAGCACUUCGUUUGUUGGAUUGCCUCUUCAAGAUGAAUCGCUUUAUGUAUUCCCCAAUUGUAAGUCGCUUUGGAUAAAAGCGUCUGCAAAAUGACUAAAUGUAAAUGUCUAAAUGUAAUUUUACUGAAAUUCUACAUUAUAUUUAAUUAAUUUUACACCAAACUUGAUUUUAUUCUUUGUUUUGAACUCAAUUUUGUUCUAUAAAUUUUAAAUGUAAGUUAUUAACUAGUUAUGUUGGCAUGAGAAAGUCAAAAUACUGUUGACUGUAUGAAAGAUGCUUGGGACAGUUGACUGAUCUGUCACUGCUCCCCGGGCCAUAGCUGGGGUUAGCCAGCUGCAGGUUGUACCCUGUUUGAAAUAAUUUAAUAUAUGUUUGUUCUAUAUAUUCAUUUGUGCUAUUUACACAAUGUUUACAUUUUUUUCAAGUUUGUAGGUGUCCAUUUACAGAAAUACUAACUAAAUAUAGAUUAAUUCUUGUUAAACUACAAAGUAGUUCAGUAAAGAGCUGAGUGAUUUUCUCUGAUUUAAUUUCUUGGAUUAACAUUAAGGAUACCAACAGCAGCUAAUAAAUUAGGCGUGAUCACUUUAAGAGACAAUACAUCCACUAUAAUACACAUCCGAUUUUUUUCUCAACUGUUUACGUUUACGUUUGCUCUCUAUGGCCGCAUUUACACUGCAUGGUUCAAGUGACUCAAUUCCGAUUUUUUCCUCCCAUGUGGCACAGAUCGGAUAUGGCCCAUGACCGUGUAAGCAGGAAAAAAAUCACAUGGAUUCCAAUAUUCUCCAAUCGGUUUCAGGCCUCAUUCAUAUGUAAAAAUAAAUCAGAUAUGAAUCGGAUGUGUGCAUUUGGGCAUAUAGAGGGGGCUCUACAGCGCCACCUAGAAAUUGGCCAAUUUUAGGGAACUCUGUAGCACUUUCAGCUACGGUCACCAAGCUUGAUAGAUCUCAUCAAGCUGGAAACGUUCACUUCACAGACAUUAGCUCCACUCAAAAGGAAGUCAGCCAUGUUGAACUGGUAAAAAGGAAGUGUCUCAUAUCUUCUGCACACAUUGUGUGAUUUACCUUAAACUUUACAUUGGACUGAUCACACUGAUGUAGCUAUUUUGCGCCAUGGAUGCAGCACCACCAACUAAAAGCAGUAAGUGUUGCUUUUACAGACUUUGAUCCAUUUACAUUUACACAGACAACAAAAACAGGUACAGUGGGGCAAAAAAGUAUUUAGUCAGCCACCAAUUGUGCAAGUUCUCCCACUUAAAAAGAUGAGAGAGGCCUGUAAUUUUCAUCAUAGGUAUACCUCAACUAUGAGAGACAAAAUGAGAAAAAAAAAAUCCAGAAAAUCACAUUGUAGGAUUUUUAAAGAAUUUAUUUGCAAUUAUGGUGGAAAAUAAGUAUUUGGUCAAUAACAAAAUUUCAUCUCAAUACUUUGCCAACAAAGGGUAUAUAACAAUGACAGAGGUCAAACGUUUUCUGUAAGUCUUCACAAGGUUUUCACACACUGUUGCUGGUGUUUUGGCCCAUUCCUCCAUGCAGAUCUCCUCUAGAGCAGUAAUGUUUUGAAGCUGUCGCUGGGCAACACGGACUUUCAACUCCCUUCAAAGAUUUUCGAUGGGGUUGAGAUCUGGAGACUGGCUAGGCCACUCCAGGACCUUGAAAUGCUUCUUACGAAGCCACUCCUUCGUUGCCCGGGCGGUGUGUUUGGGAUCAUUGUCAUGCUGAAAGACCCAGCCACGUUUCAUCUUCAAUGCCCUUGCUGAUGGAAGGAGGUUUUCACUCAAAAUCUCACGAUACAUGGCCCCAUUCAUUCUUUCGUUUACACGGAUCAGUCAUCCUGGUCCCUUUGCAGAAAAACAGCCCCAAAGCAUGAUGUUUCGAGGAGCCCCAGAUUGAGGGAGAUUAUCAGUAGUCUUGUAUGUCUUCCAUUUUCUAAUAAUUGCUCCCACAGUUGAUUUCUUCACACCAAGCUGCUUACCUAUUGCAGAUUCAGUCUUCCCAGCCUGGUGCAGGUCUACAAUUUUGUUUCUGGUGUCCUUUGACAGCUCUUUGGUCUUGGCCAUGGUUGAGUUUGGAGUUGGACUGUUUGAGGUUGUGGACAGGUGUCUUUUAUACUGAUAACGAGUUCAAACAGAUGCCAUUAAUACAGGAAACGAGUGGAGGACAGAGGAGCCUCUUAACCCUUUCGCACGUGAGUUUAAAAUAUUCUAGCUGAGCCCCCGGCGUGAGUUUUUUUAGGCGACUGUUAUUUUAGAAUUUAUAGCCUUAUUGUUUCCAUGGCGACGCGUCAUGCUUGUCAUGUGACACACCGCAGCCCUAAUAGCACUGUAUGACACAUGGAUUGCUUUUAUUUCGUUUUUCCUUUUUUUAAUAUUAAUAUUCACAAACAUACUCGCUAUAUUAUGAAAUAUCUGAUAUUCCGAUUCUGAAAUAUGUGCAAGUAAAUGUAUUUGGUUGUUUAAACACUUUUAUAAUGACCGUGUUAGUUGAUCUAUACCGGGUGAUGGGCGCCGCCAUGUUUGUUCGCGCUGAAUCCGAGCUGUGGGAUUUACAACACGUAAAUUCAUCCUCUCCUCCCGAAACACGUUAAAGUAAGUCUCCAGUAAACUGGGAGAAGAGCAGAGUCAACUUUAAAGUUAUCUACACAAUCUGUAUAUGAUAUCAAUAAAACAUGUCGUCAGAUUAUAUUUGUAAGGAUCAUUAUUGCUGCUUCCAUAGACAUCAGUGCACAUUUUACAAACUAUAAAUGUAUGGUUUUGCUAGUACUUAUGUGUAUUUAAAUGUCUGAAAUCUAAAAUAAGCAUUAUAUGGUUGAAAACACUGAGCAAGUGAUAAUAUGACAAGCGCUCGCGCGUCUGAUCUGGCUCCGCGCCAGAAAGCAGAUUUGAAUUCAGCAGUUGAUGACAUGACGCACUGAACGUUCUAAUCACACCGGUGUGAUCGUACGCUUCAGAGACCAGCCAAGACUGAUCACACCGGUGUGAUCGUACGCGUUAAAGGGUUAAAGAAGAAGUUACAGGUCUGUGAGAGCCAGAAAUCUUGCUUGUUUGUAGGUGACCAAAUACUUAUUUUACCGAGGAAUUUACCAAUUACCGUAUUGUCCCGAAUAUAAGACGACCCUGAUUAUAAGACGACCCCCCUUUUUCCAGAUGUACCUUUUGGAAAAAGGCUUUUUGAAAACCAAAUCUUGUUUUCCUCUCUCUGUAAAAAUUUUUUCUUAAAUUAUUUUCAAAUUGCAUAUUUUUCCUAUUUUAAUUUUUGUUUUGAAAGUAUGGUAAAUAUUGGUAAAAUGUACCAACAAUGACAUUGAAAAAUAUACACUUUUUGAUAUACCAUUGAAAUAACAGGUAGCCCAUCUGAAUUAGGAUAUAUAACAUUUAGGCUAUCCAUCUCAUUGGUAGUAGCCUACCAAAAUUUGUAUUAACAGUAGAAGUGAAAUCUUAUUGUAGUCUUCAAAUCUGGGUACUGUCUUAUGUUUUAAAAUCACUUACAGAGGAAGUUUGUUCCCAUCAGGCUAACAUGACAGUCAGGACUCGUGCCGCUGUAAGCUUUUCUUUUUCUUUUGUUUUCACUUGCGAUCUUUACAACACACAUACAUUACAUAUUUCAUGGCACACUCGUUUUAUGCGUUUUUGGCGCCAACUAUUGUUGUGGGUGUAUUACUGACAUGUCAAAGUCUAGACCCCGAAUAUAAGACGACCGCGUUUUUUCAUAUGUAUUUCCAAGAAAAAAAACUGUCUUAUAUUCGGGUCAAUACGGUAAUUCUUUAAAAAUCCUACAAUGUGAUUUUCUGCAUUUUUUUUCUCAUUUUGUCUCUCAUUUUGUCUCUCAUAGGUGAGGUAUACCUAUGAUGAAAAUUACAGGCCUCUCUCAUCUUUUUAAGUGGGAGAACUUGCACAAUUGGUGGCUGACUAAAUACUUUUUUGCUCCACUGUAAUAUUUUUGGCAUACAAGAGCUGCAUGAUAAAUCAUUAAAAGAUCAAAAUUUAAACAUCUACACAAUCUUAUUCUUAAUUAACAAAGAGUCAGUCAUCUAUAACACAUAUAAUCACAGUUUCCACUUUUCCACCACAAUGCUUCAAAAACACUGAUGCCAUGCCCCUUUUCAGCCCAUUGUACAGUUUGGCCAGUCUAUAGAUUGGAAUACAGUGCAAGGGCCCUUCGUCCCUGUUUUUUUUUUUAAUUUUCUUGAUCCCUUUUAAUUCAUUGUUAUUCUUUUAUUCAUUGCACAGCACUUCAACCUUGGCUGUGUUUAUAUGUCCCCUAUAAAUACAUUUUAUUAACUGACUGAUUGAGUGGCAGCCUCAGUUACCUAUCAAGUUUCUUGGUCUAUGUAUCUUUUGUCAAUACAUAAAAGUUAAUAAAACAUUAGACUAACAUUCUAACAGACAAACAGAAUUUAAA
Onychostoma macrolepis is the source of this 9327-nucleotide messenger RNA. RefSeq lists its product as uncharacterized. The coding region runs from base 3551 to 5026 and encodes 491 amino acids. The record is from RefSeq and is a predicted model, not a curated record. The transcript has 2 exons. Lineage: Eukaryota; Metazoa; Chordata; Actinopteri; Cypriniformes; Cyprinidae.